AUGGAGACCCCUCCCCUCCCUCCUCGCCCCGCAGGCUCGACCGAGCACCGCGUCCUCGUCCUCGGCACGGGUGGCACCAUUGCCUCGGAGCCCACGUCCGAGGGCUACGCGCCCAUCUCCGAGGUCACUGCCCGUGACGCCUUUUUCAAGCGUAUCCGCCAGCACCCGCAGCUGAGCGAUGCCCCCGCCGAGGCAUUCGGCGCGCCCGUCCUCGCCAAGCGCGUCGGACGCGACAUGAAGUACCCCGCGCUCAGGACACCUAUUCUCGACGACAAGGGAAACACGGUCCUGUACGAGAUCCUCGACCUUGAGAACCACAUGGACUCGAGCGAGAUGACUCCCUCUGACUGGAACCGCAUCGCCGAGCUCAUCUCCGAGCACUGGGACGCGUACGAGGGCUUUGUCGUCCUCAGCGGAACCGACACGUUGGCAUACACCUCGUCCAUCCUCACAUUCCUGUUCGCCGGCGCUGGAAAGCCUGUCGUCGUCACCGGUGCCCAGAUCCCCCUCCGCGAGCCCCGCAGUGAUGGCUGGUACAACGUCCUCGAGUCGCUGCUGGUUGCCGGCACGCUGCCUUACACGGGCGUCAGUGUCGUCUUCUGUCACCAGGUGCUGCAGGGAUGCCGUGCUGUCAAGGCGUCGCCCGACAACCUCCAGGCGUUUGAGACCCCGUCUGUUCCUCACUGGAUGCGUCUGAACGUCAAGAUCUCGCCCCUCGACUCGCUCACCCGGCGCUCGGCAUCCCGCCCGCCUCCCCUCGUCAAGCUCGAGGCCUUCCCCACCGUCCUGUCGUGCGCCAUCUACCCAGGCAUCACAGGCUCGGUUCUCGCCGCCCAGAUCCACUCCAUGCCUACCUGCCGCGCCGUCAUCAUCUCGGCGUUCGGAAGCGGCAACCUGCCCGUCAAGGAGGAGAGCGGCGUGCUCCAGGCCCUCGAGGCGGCUGUCAAGCGCGAGAUUCUCGUCGUGGUCAUUUCGGGAUGCUACUACCCAAAUAUCUACCCUCUCUACGCGCUCGGUGUGCGCCUCCUCGCCAUCGGCGUCCUGCCCGGAGGCGACCUCACCCACGAGGCCGCGUUCGCAAAGCUCAUCUGGCUCGUGUCGCGCAAGGAGCUGAGCUUCAAGCAGAAGCAGGACCUGUUCCAGACCCCCAUCGCUGGCGAGAUGACUGUGAACCUCCAGUAA
Molecule: messenger RNA, 1182 nt
Organism: Apiotrichum porosum
Lineage: Eukaryota; Fungi; Basidiomycota; Tremellomycetes; Trichosporonales; Trichosporonaceae
Exons: 5
Coding region: 1-1182 (393 amino acids)
Biological process (GO): amino acid metabolic process
Molecular function (GO): asparaginase activity
Source: RefSeq, a predicted model, not a curated record